This is a messenger RNA of Astrephomene gubernaculifera, 3161 nucleotides long. Lineage: Eukaryota; Viridiplantae; Chlorophyta; Chlorophyceae; Chlamydomonadales; Astrephomenaceae. The record is from the annotation of a GenBank genome assembly.
ACUAUAACUAGCCUAUUAAACCCUAAGAAAAUGCUGUGACCGUGGCCGUGCUUCUAUGGCUAUCAGGCGCGUAGCGCGCCUGCUUGGAGCCGUCUAUGAGUUGCAGGUGCUGCCUGCAGCAGCUAGGGCUAGCACAGCAGCGGCAGCGACGAUUACUAGCUCGGCGGACGCCUUAGCACCGACAGCACCGCACCCUAGAAGGGCUCUUUUGCAAUUCCCUACUCAGGCUACUAUUCAGCAUGUUCAGGCGGUCCAUACGUAUACUCUUACAAUAACAACUGGCAACCGACGUGGUGCCGGCUCUUUGGCGCCGGCUUGGGUGCAAUUAGUUGGCACAAACGGGAAGUCGGAGCGCAUCCUGGUGGGAGAGACAGACGAGGAUCGCUUAGCUCGCGGCUCCGUUCGCACGGUAUCGGUGCCUGCGCCCGAGGAGCUGGGCCAACUCCGCUUCGUUAACGUGCAGCGGUUGGGGAGCAGUAUUAGCGAUGCAGGCACAGGAUGGUUCCUGGAGCAUGUGGUGGUGGAGACUCCCGAGCAGCAGCGCCUCUACUUCCCCUGCCACGCCUGGUUCGGGGAAGCUGACGCGGGCGUCAUGCACGGCCCCCUGGAGCGCAACCUCCUUCCCGCCGCACCCGAGGACGCGGAGAUCGCCUCCGAGCCGGUCCGCCUCAGCGCCUCCGGCAUGGCCGUUCCGCACCCUGACAAGGUCAAGCAGGACGGAGCCAAGGGCGUGAACCGCAAGGGCUUCGGCCACGGCGGCGAGGAUUCCUACUUUUACUGCGCAGGCAAGAACGGCGUGUUCGCACUGGGCGUGGCGGACGGUGUGUUCAUGUGGCGCGAGAGCGGGAUCGACUCGGGCGUCUUUUCCCGCGCGCUGAUGAAGCUCAGCGAGCAGAGUGUGCAGGCGGGCAGUGCGGAUGUGGUGAAGGUGAUGCAGGAUGCGGCAGCGGGCGCCGCAGCGUCGGGUGUCAAGGGCAGCAGUACGGCAUGUAUCGUACUGGUGAAUCAGGAUACGGGGCAGCUCUGGGCGGCCAACCUAGGGGACUCGGGCUGCCUGCUGCUGCGACCUGCCACGGCGCCGCCGGCAGGCGGCGACGGCAGCCACCACCCUCACCCUGCCCACCACCCGCAACAGCAGCCGUACCAGCAUCAUCCCCGCCACCAUGCACACCCCAACCAUCACCAACAGCAGCACCAACUGCAUGGGCGGAAUCACAGCGGCAGCCACCACCAUAGCCACCACCCGCAUCCGGGUCACUCCGGCAUCGGGCGGCAUCACGGCCGGCCGCUCACCGCAGCAGAGAACGCAGCAGCCGCGGCCAACCAUGCGCCGCCCGUGCCGUACACUGUCAAGUUCCGUACCAACCAACUGGAGCACGAAUUCGGGCGGCCGUACCAACUGGGCCACCAUGAGGCGGCUGAUUCGGUUGAGAAGUGUGAUGUGGCGAUGCAGGCCGUACGGCCGGGGGACGUACUCGUGCUUGGUACCGACGGGCUGCUUGAUAACCUCUCGGAUGCCGAGAUUGCUCGGGAGGUUGCGGUGUGUCGUAGCCAUGGGUCCGGCCCCAGUGUGAUCGCGCACCGACUGGCUCGGCUGGCAUUCGAGGCGUCGUACGACAAGAGCCGUAGCACGCCGUACUCUACGGCGGCUUCGGAGCACUUUGACAUGGUGUACAGCGGCGGCAAGCCGGAUGACAUUACGGUGCUGUGCGCGAUCUGCGAGUAAGGAGGAGUACGGAGGAGUAAGGAGCAGCUGCUGCUGAUGAUAGGUGGCAGGAAGGCAUGGCCCAUAAGGUUUGUUUGAGGCAUGAUUGCAAGCCGACGGGGAGAAUUCCCCGAAGAGGAGGAGGAAUGGAAAGUGGCGGGAAAGGUUCAUGUUGGUAUCGGAAGGCGCAGCGCUAGAAGGGUCGGGAUUUGCGGUGAGGAGGAGUCGCCACGACAACGGCAUUCGGACUGGGGUUGCUAUGGUUCCGUUGGGGGCCCAAAUUGGGUUCCAUGGGGGGUCUUAGCUGCUGGUCAGCGAUUAAGCACGUCAAUAAUAAUAAGCGCGGCCUAUUUUGGCUUAAAGUCCGUGCUAUGUUAUGAUCUUACCGCGCUGGGCUUUGGCGGUAAGACGCUUUGUCUGCGCGGCGCAAUUGCGUCCUGCUAAGCAGGACUGCUGUGGAAUGAUGCGGGGUGCUCCAUGUAAGCAUGCAUAUGACGGGAUCCGUGGGCUAGCAUCGGUAGCAGGCGGUAAGGGAAGGGGAAGAGCAGUUGUUUACAGCACGGCGUGGCUUGUGUGCGGGUUUGUGUGCACAUUAGGUAGGCAGGUACGACAGGCGUGUGUGAUUGUGUACAUGUGUCUGAAUUGGUGGUGCAGCUCAUUAUUUUCUUCGCUGUAAGUGCCGAAGUGUCUUGAAAACACCGUUCGUUUGUGUGUAGCUGUUGGUGCGUUUGAUUAAUGGCUUGGCUGGGCCGAAGCAGCCGCGUAAACGAAUAGGCGGCCUUCCUAACCGGCGUCGACAAGUGUCGACCGGACGUGAGGAUGGCCACCUACAAAAUACGUAGACCGCGUUUUCCUUGUGGAACGGAACGGAACAGCCCUUGGAAGGGUGCUGAUGGAUGUGCGUGUGGACGCGUGCCUUAUUGUGGCUUGCGUAGGGUUUUGCGCUUUUGCAUGAUUGCGUCUUUACGUGGCAUGGGCGCUAUGUUAGCAACCCCCUCCGGUGGGUGUUUGUUGUUACCGGGACAUGCUUCGGGUACGAUAGCGCUGCACAGGCGGCAUGAGCCGGAACUGUGCAGCUGUGACCCUCAACAAAUCUACUUUUUAGAUCCCGGUUUUGUUUGCAUGAUCUCUUCAAAGCUUUUAUGUCUUGCGGUCAGGUAUGUCGCUGAAGUCUGAAGUUGUGUUCCCGUGUUCCUCCUUACCUUGUAGCUGCUGCUGAGGAUAGCGGGAAGGAGAAGGAGAAGCCUCAUAACUGUCAUAACACGGUGUGCUUGGGGCAGGGCUCUUUCCGACACAAACCCCGCCCUUGCAAGGGCUUAGCCGUGGCGGCUACAGUCCACAAUGCAGACGAGGUUGCUUGUAAUGGAGACAGAAAGGACUCUGCCUAUUGUAUGCUUGCACGGCAUGUACGGCACUUCUCCGGUUGGCUCCAGCGAAAGACAUGGUGUCUGUAGUC